AUGGUCUCCUCGACCUCAGUAUAUCUCUUUGGGCUCUCUCAGCUCCUGACUACGGCCUCGUCAGCGAACACCGGUGCGACAAAAUCUUGCACGCGUGAUGCGUUCGCCUCUCUCGGUCUUCCGAACAUCAAUGUUCUCUCCGUCGAUGCAAAGCUGGACCAAGCACACUGGGAUGUAGACGAUACCUUGAACGCCUAUCCUGUUCAAACGGAUAAGACUGUGGAAGUUUGCCAGCUGACGGUGAACUACACUCACCCCGGGUGGAAUGAUAAGGUCACUACCUGGAUUUCGCUCCCGGUUGAUAACUGGAAUGGCCGCUUUGUCGGCAUGGGCGGUGGUGGCUGGACCAUGGGUUCUCUGGGUGCGCUCAGCCAGGCCGUCUUCGGAGGUUAUGCGGCUGCUUCCACAAAUGGUGGACAUGAUGAGUUGGCAACCGUCAAGUCUUGGGGACUGGCUAGUGAAGGGAAUGUAAACUGGGCAAACAUGCAAGACUUUAGCUCCGUUACUCUGGACGAGACUGCCUCAUUGGGAAAGGCUGCUACCAAGAUGUUCUACGGAAAGCCACACAAGUAUGCUUAUUGGAAUGGAUGCUCUACUGGAGGUCGACAGGGCCUGAUGAUGGCUCAGCGAUAUCCCACUCAGUAUGAUGGGAUUUUGGCUGGCGCGCCUGCCAUCAACUGGGAUAAGUUUAUUCCUGCCGAAUUCUGGCCUCAGAUGUUGAUGGAUGUUCUGGACUACUACCCCUCAACUUGUGAAUUAGAAGCUAUCACUGAAUACGCAAUCAACGCCUGCGAUGAGCUCGAUGGGGUCAAAGAUGGCAUCAUUUCCCUGCCAGGACUCUGCAAGUUUGACCCAACCACCGUGAUUGGCAAGACAGCACAGUGUGUAUCCAAUAAUAGCACUAUCAAACUCACCGCCAAGGCCGCCAAAUACGUUUCUCUCGUAUGGGCCGGGCCGUCAGACGCAUACGGAUCCUCCCUUUGGUAUGGACUCUCCCACGACGCACCUCUCACCAGCCUAGCAGGCACAAACUGCACAACACCAUCAAAGCACUGCAAGGGCGUGCCGUUCCAAAUCUCCGCAGACUGGCAGCAGAUUUUCCUUUCUCGGAAUUCUUCAGUAGACUUAUCAACAAUCAACUACGCUGAAUAUGUUCGUCAUUUCCGCCAGUCCGUCAACGAAUACAGUUCCGUCAUCGGCACCCGCGAUCCCAAUCUGACAGGAUUCAAGCAGGCGGGCGGUAAAAUGAUUUCUUGGCACGGCAUGAAGGACCAGCUCAUCUUCUUCAAUGGUACUGAGAACUACUACCAGAAGGCCAUGGACAUCGAUGCCAAUCUUCAGGAUUACUAUCGCUUUUUCGCGGCCCCUGGUGCUGAGCACUGCAAGGCUGGCAUCGGAUUCUAUCCUGGCAGUAGCUUUGAGGCUCUUGUGGAUUGGGUUGAAAAUGAGACUGCUCCGGAUACACUGCAGGCUAUUGCUACACCGACUGCUACUGGGACUGCUCAGCUUCCUUUGCGCACGGCGAACCUGUGUGCGUACCCUAAGAUUUUGACUUAUGUUGGGGGUGAUGCUAGCAAGGCGGCUUCAUUUACUUGUAAAUAA
Messenger RNA from Penicillium soppii, 1602 nucleotides. RefSeq lists its product as uncharacterized. The transcript is spliced from 2 exons. The record is from RefSeq and is a predicted model, not a curated record. The coding region runs from base 1 to 1602 and encodes 533 amino acids. Lineage: Eukaryota; Fungi; Ascomycota; Eurotiomycetes; Eurotiales; Aspergillaceae.